Messenger RNA from Diatraea saccharalis (sugarcane borer), 567 nucleotides. Lineage: Eukaryota; Metazoa; Arthropoda; Insecta; Lepidoptera; Crambidae. The record is from the annotation of a GenBank genome assembly.
AUGAUGUUCAAUAAACCAGACCCACAAAGACUUUUACAAGUGGGUCCUGACCGAGCAUGUGCAGAAUGGGUGCUUCGUAAUGGUGGUAAAGUUGUUUGGGCUAAUGGGCAGUCAUUGGCAGAUUAUAAUAAUUUGCCCCCAGAAGAUGAAAUUCAACAAAAGUUAAUAGAAAUUGAUGGAACAGAUUCUUCUAUAUCUCAUUAUGGAUUUCCUCACUUAAGUAAUAUAUUAAACAUUUUAUUUUUUAUUUCAUGUUUUUCCAUAAAUUUUAAGAACACUACAUUUUUAGAAGGAUGCAGUAAACUAGAAAGAGUGAUUUUGCACAAUAGCAAAUAUAUUGAUGACAGAGCUAUGAAAGGACUAUCAUAUGGUAAAGAAACAUUACUUCAUGUACAAGUUUCUAGAUGUCCAAACAUAACAGAUGAUGGUCUCAAGGAGUUAACAGUCCUUAGCAAACUACAAAAGUUAAUUUUGUUUGAUUUACAAAGUGUUUCUGAUCUUCAUAAAUGUAAAGAAUAUCUUAAAUCACAACUUCCUCAAUGCAGUGUGAAAGGUAAUGUGAAGUAA